Trichomycterus rosablanca is the source of this 4284-nucleotide messenger RNA. It is a transcript of the gene dna2, whose product is annotated as DNA replication helicase/nuclease 2. Gene Ontology annotation, cellular component: cytoplasm. Gene Ontology annotation, molecular function: 5'-flap endonuclease activity; single-stranded DNA helicase activity. Bases 16 to 4284 code for a protein of 1422 amino acids. Gene Ontology annotation, biological process: replication fork reversal. The record is from RefSeq and is a predicted model, not a curated record. The transcript is spliced from 22 exons. Lineage: Eukaryota; Metazoa; Chordata; Actinopteri; Siluriformes; Trichomycteridae.
GCACAUCAGUUUAGCAUGGCAGAAGCUCAAGUUAUGACCACUACACAACUUUUUGCACUGAUUUUCGCUCGGCGACGGGUCGGUGCUGGAUUCGGGAGGAACUCGGUGUUCGCUCUGCGAUCAAAACUCGGCUCUCAAUCAAUGUGUGAAACAGCGAGGGGAAACACAGGGGAGAGGUUGGAAACAGGUGGUGGAGCGCAAUAUAGUUUCUAUCAGAAUACAUCAGCACACGCAUUAUCAAAAUCCCCGAAAAGAGGUACAACCUUGCGUUCACUUGAAAAUGUCGAUGUCUUGGAUGGGGCAAAAACCUGUCUUAAGGAGUGCACAAAUGUCUCAGUUUCCCCCUUAACAAUCCCAGAGACACCUGAGAGUGAUAAAAGACAUCGCUACCAAGAACACCCAUGUACCGAGAGUUCCAGCUCCCCAGUGUCCCGCAGCCCGCACUCCAGAAGCUUCAGCUGCAGGACCAACUUACUGGCCAGCAGAUCACUACAGCCACAGGACAAGACAAGCCCCAAAUCAGGAGACACUUUUCAAGAUGAGAAAAAUGCCGGUCAUUUUGGCUCUGUAAAAAGGUUAAUGGAGAAUUCUGAGACCAUCCAUAAAGCUAAGCGCCCCAGAACUGCACUGUUAGAGAGAGAUUCAGAAAAAGAAACCAAAGGGACAAUGAACUCACUCAGGGACGAGAUAAACACAUUCAUUCAUGUGACUAGUGAAUCAGAUUUUGAAUAUGUGCCAAAAAGCCAUUUAAAGAACCAAGAGACAAAAUCUGGAAAGGUCGAGAAAAGUCUUCUUUGGAAGAGCAGCUCAGUUCCACCAAUGACUGAUAAAGUUCUGGGUGUUGAUGCCACUUCCUCAAGAAAAAACCUAUCAUGUGCAGGUCAUAAAACCAGCGGAGAUGAGAAGGAAAACGCAGAUCCUCAUAUUUCAGAGCUGAAAACAGUCAUGGCACAAAAUUGUAAUGAUAAUCAGUCUGACCUUGUGGUGUCGUACGGUUCAUGGAUGUGUAACAAUGAUGUAAAAAAGGAGGAGAGUGUUCUCAGUUGUCCAGUCAGUGACGAGAAAUCUGACCAAAUGAACAAUGGAAAAGCAAUUCUGGCUUCAGAGGAGAACUUCAGCAUUCUGGAUGACAGCUGGUUUGAUGACGGAAUGGAAUUUUUUGAUGAACCAAAACACAAGAAGUUCAAACAUGAAAAGACGUUAAGCAUUCCUGAUUUUGUUAUUCUGGCAUCUGGACUUCAUAAUCGGUACUGGGUUCUAGAUGUGCAAGAAACCACUGGACCUGAAGGUUACGAUGAGAAGCAUUUGACCAUCACCUGCUCAAAAACAAUGGAGCCUUCUGAAACGUGCAUUCUAAAGAAUGGCUGGGAAACCAUGGCAGUUGCUGUUGGGGACGUUAUCCAUUUGGAAGGGGAGUGUGUUUCUGGUACGUGGGUGAUUGACAGGAACUCUGGAUUCAUCGUGCUGCUACCUGAUGUGCUUAUUUCUGGAACCAGCAUUGCCAGCAGUAUCCGCUGCAUGAGACGCGCUGUACUUGGAGAGAUGUUUAAGAACUUGGACAGUGGCAGCAAGCAGAUGCUAAAUGGGACCAUAGUUCAUGACAUCUUCCAAAAAGCUGCAAUGUCACUAGACUUCUCAUCAGAGAAUCUCAAGAAACUUGCUACUGAAGCAUUGCUCAGUCACAACUACCUCGGGCAAAUGUACAGUUUGAAGCUGACUCAGGCAGACAUCAAACAUGAGGUGGAGGAAUAUCUUCCUGCUUUGGCUGGAUGGGCUAAAGACUAUCUCCACACCUCAUCACAAGCCGGGCAGAAACAGUUGACUCUGAAACUUCCCAGUGAUGGAACGAUGAGCCGUCAGGACUCGGCCUGCAGUGUCACAGUCACUAACUUUGUGGACAUUGAGGAGAACAUCUGGUCUCCGAGGUUCGGACUGAAGGGGAAAAUUGAUGUGACCGCAGGCGUGAGAAUUCACCGGCGAGGCAGGAGGCCAGUUGAUAAGACUGUAGCGUUGGAGCUAAAGACGGGCAAGGAGUCAAACUCUGUUGAGCAUCGUAGCCAGGUUAUCCUGUAUACUCUCAUGAGCUUAGAAAGACGGGCAGAUGCUGAGGCUGGAUUUCUUCUAUACCUAAAAACUGGCAAUCUACACCCUAUAGUGGGCCAACAUAUGGAUCGAAGAGAGCUCAUCAAGCUGAGGAACACUCUGGUUCAUCAUCUUGGCAACACCCUCAUCAAGGUGGAUGGCAAAAGCCAAAUGUCACAUUUGCCUCCUGUCAUCUCAGACCAGCAAGCCUGCAAGUACUGCCCUCAGAAGAGAAACUGUGCACUUUACAACAGAGCUGUGGAGAGGGCUCCUGGUGCUAGUCCUUCUGAGGAUCCUCAGGCGUUUCUUCAGCUGGAAAGCGAACAUCUAAACCAGCUCCAUCUGCAGUACUUCACUCAUUGGCUUCUUCUCUGUAGUCUGGAGGCUGUCACCAUGGAAAGGAAGGGGGGACGCCGCAACAUCUGGCUGCAGACCGCUCAGGAGAGGGAGAAGAAUGGUGGCUGUGUGGGAAACAUGGUGUUGACAGGCUGUGUCACUGUUCUCUCUGAUAGUGUUUAUGUUCACCACUUCAAGCGCAAACAAGGAGAACAUGCUCUCAUCACACUCCUCGUCGGUGACAGGGUUGUGAUCAGUGAUCAGGAACGCAGGUUUAUUGGUUUAGCUACUGGAUAUAUCAAGGAGAUAACUGACAGAGGAGUGAUAUGCUCUUUGGAUAGGAAUCUCUCCAAGUAUUCCUCAGAUUUGGUGUUUCGGCUGGAUCAAGAUGAGGGUGUCGGAGGCUUAAGCACUCACCUGACGAACCUCUCGCUACUGAUGGACAAAACCCCCACCAGUGAGAGGUUGAGGCAGCUGAUCGUGGACUUUAGGCCUCCAAAGUUUAUCGAUAGUCUCAGCAGUGUACUACCUCGGGAUGCCAAGGACAUCGUAGCCAACAUUCUUAAAGGGCUCAAUAAACCUCAAAAACAAGCAAUGAAAAAGGUGCUUCUUUGCAAAGACUACACACUUAUUGUUGGAAUGCCUGGAACUGGGAAAACUACAACAAUUUGCACACUGGUGCGAAUUCUGCAUGCAUGUGGCUUCAGUGUGCUCUUGACCAGCUACACUCACUCAGCUGUGGACAACAUUCUGCUCAAGCUGAAGAAAUUUAAGAUCGGCUUCCUGCGACUUGGUCGAACGCAGAAGGUACACCGUGAUAUCCUCCCCUUUACCGAGGAGCAGAGUUUAACCAGGGGCAUCAACAACCUCGAGCAACUGGAGGAUCUUUACAACAAAGAGCUUGUUGUAGCCACCACAUGUAUGGGUGUAAAACAUCCGAUCUUCAGCCGACGGCGCUUUGAUUUCUGCAUUGUGGAUGAGGCAUCACAGAUUAGCCAGCCUGUAUGUCUGGGACCGCUUUUCUAUGCCCAGCGCUUUGUUUUGGUAGGAGAUCACCAGCAACUGCCUCCCAUUGUCCAAAAUGCUGAAGCCAGAUCUUUGGGCAUGGAUGAGAGCUUGUUUAAGCGUCUAGAGCACCACAGUGAGGCUGUAGUUCAACUCAAUGUACAAUACAGGAUGAACAGUGUGAUCAUGUCCCUGAGCAAUGCCCUGAUGUACGAAGGCAAGCUGGAGUGCGGCUCAGAACGGACAGCCAGUGCUCUGCUGAAUCUGCCCUGCAUGUCAGCACUAAUGAAGGAGCUGGAGCUGUGUAUGUGUCAGCCUCAAUACAUCAGCUGGGUCCAAGCUGCACUGGAGCCCCAGAAUCCUGUCUGCUUACUGGACACUUCAGAGGUUCCAGCAGCAGAGACUGUGGAGAAAGGAGGAAUCAGCAAUCAAACCGAAGCACUGUUGGUGCAUGCUCUUGUUAACCUUCUUCUCAAGGGUGGCUGCAGAGCGAACGAUAUCGGCGUCAUUGCUCCUUACCGACAGCAGCUCAAGGCCAUCUCCACUCUGCUCGAUGGAGAAGCUUUCAGAGAUGUGGAAGUGAACACUGUGGAUAAGUACCAGGGACGAGACAAGAGUGUUAUCAUCGUGUCCUUCGUCAGGAGUAACUCGGAAGGCAAUCUUGGAGAGUUGCUGAAAGACUGGCGAAGGUUGAACGUGGCCAUCACCAGAGCUAAACACAAGCUUCUGAUGCUGGGCUCAGUACCAACAUUGCGCCUCUAUGAACCACUUGAGAAACUUCUGACCUACAUGCAGCAGGAGAACAUGAUUUACCAGCUUCCACCUGCUGCUCAUGAGGCUCUACCUACAAUCAACCUGUAA